This is a messenger RNA of Triplophysa rosa, 1052 nucleotides long. RefSeq names its product ankyrin repeat domain 50 (gene ankrd50). Bases 372 to 1052 code for a protein of 226 amino acids. NCBI's taxonomy places the organism in Eukaryota, Metazoa, Chordata, Actinopteri, Cypriniformes, Nemacheilidae. The transcript is spliced from 4 exons. The record is from RefSeq and is a predicted model, not a curated record.
AGUCUCGGCUCGUUUGGUCGGUGUCGGGUUGUUUCAGGAGAUCCGCCGUUCUCGCGACGCGCACACCGACUGGAAAAUGUGAAACGAAAGAUUCGCGCUCGAUGAAUAACGACAGAAAGCCGCCCUGCGGACGUCGAUGUGCAGAUGAAAGAUGGUAUCUAAACGGAAGCGCUGAAGGGUGUUUCAUCAGCAGCAUUAUGACCUCAGAGACGUGGAGAGCUUCGAGUGAGAUCUCACGGUGAGACAUUACCCAGCGUCUGUUCUCCUCUUCACCUCCAACGCAUCAAGAUGACAGACAGGCGUCUGCGGAGACACCCCCCUCACGUGGCCGGGAACAUCUGAGCCCCCUGGUUGACCCGUGGACAGAGAACAUGGCUCAGACGAGUCUGCUGCAGGGUAAACGCUUCUACUGCAGAGAGUGGGUCUUCCACAAGAUCCAGCACUGCCUUCAGGAGAAAACCAACAGCCUCGGAAUCACAGAAGCGCCCGUCGGCGGGCCGUUGUCUGGAGCGGGGAAGGGCGGCUCGUGGGGGGUUCUGCUGGUGGGCGGGCCCGGCAGCGGAAAGACGGCUUUAUGUACUGAGUUACUGUGGCCCACUUCUGUUCCCGGCGUCCACCGCGGCCUGCACAAGCACUGUCUGGCCUUUCACUUCUGUCGGGCGGAGGACUCGGACACGCUGUGUGUGAGCGGAUUCGUCCGCGCGCUGGUGUCGCAGAUAUGUCGCUCUGAACUCGUCCCGGGUUAUGAGGAGAAAGUGAGAGAGCCGGCGGUUCAGAGCGCUCUGCAGCCUGGAGAAUGCGAGAGGAACCCAGCCGAGAGUUUCAAGAGGUGUGUGUUGUUGCCGUUGUUGAGCUGUAAGGCUCCUCCUCAGGCUCUGUUUGUGAUGGUGGAUUCAGUGGAUGAGGACUCUUCUGUAGGGGACAGAGGUCAGAGGUCAGGGAACAUCACUGAGCUGCUGGCCGCACAUCAUGAGCACUUUCCACCCUGGCUGCUUCUCAUCUGCUCCGCCCGCCGACAGAACAAACACAUCACCAAACUCUUCACAGUAUGA